Molecule: messenger RNA, 4402 nt
Organism: Linum trigynum
Lineage: Eukaryota; Viridiplantae; Streptophyta; Magnoliopsida; Malpighiales; Linaceae
Source: the annotation of a GenBank genome assembly
AGUAGAAAGAGCAAUUGAGUCUAAAUAAAUGUCCUUUAGAUGAAAGUAUGACGAUUUUAGAAAAAUUAAAAGAAGAUAAAUAAAAUCAUAUGAUAGAAUUAAUCGAGAACUAGACGUGACAGGUCGAAAGCAAUAAUAAUAUCCCUCCUCAAGCUAAUGUAAGUUGAAUAAUACCCAUGUUAAACAGAUUGAGUUGCACAAAUCACAUCAGAAAUUGCCAUGGGUCCAGACUCCCCUUUGUAGAGGGUAUUUGCUAUUUGGGAUGGAGGCUUCUUAAUUACGGGGACAAGCGCGUUUAUUAGCAGCUAGUUGCAAUGUAGAUAGAGCCGGGACAGAGUGAUUAAGACGACUUUAUUAAUUACGCCCCCUCUUCUUUUAUUAUUAAACCACAACUUAACUAAACAUUAAGGAAUUUAAACCCCUCCCUCACUCUCUCAUAAUCUCGAAACCAAGAAGAAAACUCCAUAUAAAAACCGGGGAAAGGAGCAGCUGGUAGAGAGGUUUCACGAGAAAGCCUGUCGUGAUUGGAUCCAUACAAAAUCUCCUCUCUCCCUCUCUCUCUCUGCUCAUUCCCCCUUUUCUCACUCACCCACAUUUCUUCUCCCUCUCUCACGCGGCGGAGUAAUUAAUAUCAGCGGCGACGGAGACCCAAACAGUGUGUGAGAUUGUGAGAGAGGUAGCUCGGAGAACCGGCGUUGGUCGGCAGCUCGAACUAAAGCUGAAAACAGGGGAGGGAACAAAACAAUAACUAAAAGAGUAAAGAGGAGUUUCCCCCCACCGCAAUCCAGGGCUUUGUUGCUUGCUUGCUUCUUUUGAUGGCACAAUCCCAUUUCCAAAUUUCCCCCUGAUUCUCCCCUUCUUCCUUUUUACCGUCGCUGCGCUGUCUCCUCCACCCACCAUUUUGUGGGUUUCAGCCAUUAUCGCUGAUUUCUUUAGGUACUGAUGUUGCCCUUCUUCUACUCCUAGUCUCCUACUCUACUCUGCCCUUGUAGUCUGUUACUGCGAGUUUUGGUGGGUUUGAUCUUGUUUUUGAGUUAAGUUUCUAGAGUUUCCUAAUUUGAGCUCUUGAGCACGAGUCCAGGCUUGAUUUCCUGUUCUUCUUGCUUUCCUUUCGCUUUGCAAUUUCCAGCUUUGUGGGCUUUCGCUGUGGAAUUUUACAGUGAAUAAAAAAGCUUCUCCUUUUGUUUUUCAAAACCCCAAUUGCUUUUGCUGUUCUUCGGAUCUACUGUCACUGGUUGGCAAUUUUGAUCUUCUGCUCAAGAUGGCACUUGCCAAAGCAUAAAAAGGGAAACUUUUUUGUCUGCUUAGUUGUGGGUUGUCUGGCUUAAUCUCUUAGCUCCAGCUAUUUGCAAGCAAUCAUUAGCUUGUUAGUGAGUUCUACUGAGCUUACUGAAUGAUUCUUCUUCUUCUACUGCUGCUCGCAGUCUAAUUUUUGCUUUAUCUGAACAGAUUUCAGAAGCAAGAUGUCUCGGCCUCUCCAUCGAGGCAUAUCAGGUGGGGUGCGGAUCUCAGGUAGCAACGAUGAUCUAUGGGACUCGCAAAUGAAAGACAAAACCGACAAAGAAAAAGAGGAUUAUUUGGACAAAACUCGUGCCUCUACUCCAGACAAUAGCUACCUAUCCCUGAGGUUUCCUUUUCGGGUAUUCUUCUCGGAAACUAGCUCACCUUCCAAAUAUGCUGCUACGGAGAACGGCUUACACUCUUCUGAUCCCUUUACCAUUGGAUCACCCAGAAGUAGGCAGAAACUAGCCAUGUUCCUUCUAAGGCUGAGCUUAGCUCUCAUUGUAAUUCUUGCUCUCACCGGUUCCUUUUGGUGGACAAUCUCCAUUUCCACGACCUCAAGAGGCCAAAUCAUUCACAAUUACAGGCGGCUCCAGGAGCAGCUUGUCUCCGAUUUGUGGGAUAUUGGGGAGCUCUCACUUGGUUCUUCCAAGACCAAAGAAGUGGACUUUUGUCCCGAGGAAGAAUCUGAGAAUUAUGUUCCUUGCUUCAAUGUUACGGAGAAUCUUGCAUUGGGUUACUCCAAAGGAGAUGAGAAUGAUCGUCAAUGUGGGAAAGGGUCAAGGCAGAAUUGCUUGGUGCUUCCGCCUUUGAACUAUCGGAUCCCUCUUAGGUGGCCUACUGGAAGAGAUGUUAUCUGGGUUUCUAAUGUUAAGAUCACUGCGCAAGAGGUGCUCUCGUCUGGUAGUUUUACUAAGCGGAUGAUGAUGCUAGAGGAAGAUCAGAUUUCUUUUCGUUCUGCAUCUCUUAUGUUUGACGGUGUUGAAGAUUAUUCCCAUCAAAUUGCUGAAAUGAUUGGCCUGAGAAAUGAAUCGAACUUCAUCCAGGCUGGGGUCAGGACGAUUCUUGAUAUAGGAUGUGGUUAUGGUAGUUUUGGAGCACAUCUCUUUUCCAAGCAGCUUUUAACUAUGUGCAUUGCUAAUUAUGAGGCGUCAGGCAGUCAAGUUCAGCUUACUCUUGAAAGAGGCCUUCCGGCAAUGAUUGGAUCCUUUACUUUGAAACAGUUGCCCUAUCCUUCUCUUUCAUUUGACAUGUUGCAUUGUGCAAGAUGCGGCAUCGAUUGGGACCAAAAAGAUGGUAUUUUCUUGGUCGAAGCUGAUCGCCUUUUAAGGCCAGGAGGGUAUUUUGUUUGGACUUCACCACUCACCAAUGCUCGCAAUAAGGAAAAUAUCAAAAGGUGGAACUUUAUUCGAGAUUUUGCCGAAAAUCUAUGUUGGAAGCUGGUGUCUCAAGAAGAAGAAACUGUUGUAUGGAGUAAGACCGACAAAAAGAGCUGUUACAGUUCCAGGAAGCCGGGUUCAGGCCCUUCUCUCUGCAGCAAAAGCCACGAUGUGGAGUCUCCCCAUUAUCGGCCUUUGCAAGCAUGCAUAGCUGGAACUCAGAGUCGUCGGUGGAUUCCCAUUAGAGAAAGGGCAACUUGGCCUUCUAGAUCUCACCUGAACAAGAAUGAGCUUGCAGCACAUGGAUCAAGCUUGGAGGACUUUGCUGAGGAUGGUGAGAGAUGGAAGGCAGCAGUCACAAAUUAUUGGUCUCUUCUCUCUCCUAUUAUUUUUUCGGAUCAUCCGAAGAGACCUGGUGAUGAAGAUCCUUCACCACCUUAUAACAUGCUCAGGAAUGUGCUCGAUAUGAAUGCCCAUUUUGGUGGUCUCAAUUCUGCACUGCUGGAGACGGGGAAGUCUGUCUGGGUUAUGAAUGUGGUUCCAACAAGCGGACCAAACUAUCUCCCUAUGAUACUCGACCGUGGCUUUGUUGGUGUAUUGCAUGAUUGGUGCGAGGCAUUCCCAACAUACCCCAGAAGUUAUGAUCUGGUGCAUGCCGACGGACUCUUGACCCUCGAAGCAAGUCAACAGCGGAGGUGCACCUUGCUCGAUUUAUUCCUCGAGAUUGAUCGGUUGCUUCGUCCAGAGGGUUGGGUGAUACUUCGAGAUUCAGCAGCACUUAUCGAAUCAUCAAGAGCUCUAACGGCGAAGUUGAAAUGGGAUGCCCGAGUUGUAGACAUCGAAAGCAAUAGCGAGGAGAAACUCCUCGUGUGCCAGAAACCUUUCAUAAAGAGGCAAGCUAGUCAGUCCUCCUGAAAGACCUGUAUCCAGUCAUUGGAGAAAAGAAGAUAGAAGAUCAUAAUACCCUAUUCAAUAUUCAUUUUGUCAUGCGUUACUUAUAUGGCCGUAAAAGCUCCCAUCACACAAAAAGGAGCAACCACAUGCAAGCAAAGAGAAAAAAAAGGAGAAAGCUUUGGACAGAAAGAAGGGAACCAGACAGCUACAGAAUGGUGGAUUCAACCACAUCAAAACUUAAAAGUACCUAUGGAGCCGCAAGGCUUUCCAUAGGGCCAGUGUAAUUACUUGAGAGCACCAGUCGUACCAAGUGAACGUGGGAAGUACAGCGAGUUGGAUUUCAAUUAUUAUUUCUUGUUUCCCAUUUGUGAUGUGAAGUUAUACCCACAUAUUACGAUCGUGAAGAUGAUCAGAAGAAAUAAGCAGAUUACUAUUUUGUUGUAUCAUAUGGAUUGGAAGAAAGACUUGGGAUCUCUGUUUCUUGAUUGUUACUAUUCAAUGGUUAAAGAGGCUGGUGGCACUUGUGUUAUAUAUAUGGCCUACAGUUCUGCAGGUGGGAAUUGCAGAAGAGACAGAGUUUUGUUUUCCAUGUGCCUGUGUAUUUUGACGUAGGUGAAGAAGUUAUAAUCCAUCUCUGGCUGGCCUACAAUACAACCUGAAGCAGAAAUUGCAGUAAGAAGGCGCAGUUUGCAGGUCUGUCAUUCUCUUAAAGUGGUCACUGAAAAGGGCAAUAUGUACCCUCCACCUUUUGGCCUUCUGGGACCUGAGCUGAGAUGACAUUAUUGGAGGCAGGCAGGCAGGCUAAUGUGUAUGUCCUAUUGAAAGUGAAAUAUAAAUCGUAGCGUAGG